AUGCCUCUGUCGUCAACUAUGUCUUACUUCAUUUGACACAUGAAAUCGGUAGAAAAACUCAAUCUGUCACAUAAUCGUCUUUCGAAGGUUCCUCCAGCAGUGGCCAAACUCGAACAAAUAGUGAUGCUGAAUUUUUGUGGAAAUCACAUUGUUCACCUUCCUAAGGAGAUCGGCCUUUUGAGGAACCUCAAGGUUCUUUUUGUCAACAUGAAUUACUUGUGUGAAAUGCCAGAAGAAGUGGGCUUAUGCAAGAAGUUAGAGGUCCUCAGCUUGUCAGACAAUUUUAUAGCAAGACUACCGUCAACUUACAGUGACUUGUCUAAACUAAGGAAGCUAAAUUUAAGCAACAACUGGAUAAUUAACAUUCCUGCAUGUGUCUUCCAUAUUAAGACACUAGAUUUUCUGCACCUGGGAUCGAAUAAGAUUGAAAGCAUUGCAGAGAGCAUUCAGUAUCUGGAAUGCCUGAAAAUAUUGAUUAUCGAUAAUAACAACAUUGCUGUUUUGCCUCGGGCAAUUUGCUUAUUGACCUCUUUGGAGCUUUUAAAUGUGGAUUACAAUAAAAUUCAAACACUUCCUAAUGAUCUGUUCCUAUUGACAAACUUGAAAAGAAUUGCUUGGAACCCAUUGGACAAAGGACUUCAUGUUAGAAACAAUCCCUUAGUCAAGCCUUUUUCAGAGUAUGUGGAAGGUGGGCUUGAUAUGCUGUUUAGCUACCUUAAUGACAGAAAAAGUUAA
Molecule: messenger RNA, 735 nt
Organism: Bufo bufo (common toad)
Lineage: Eukaryota; Metazoa; Chordata; Amphibia; Anura; Bufonidae
Gene: LRRC30
Product: leucine rich repeat containing 30
Exons: 1
Molecular function (GO): protein binding
Source: RefSeq, a predicted model, not a curated record